Phycomyces blakesleeanus NRRL 1555(-) is the source of this 448-nucleotide messenger RNA. RefSeq lists its product as hypothetical. The transcript has 3 exons. NCBI's taxonomy places the organism in Eukaryota, Fungi, Mucoromycota, Mucoromycetes, Mucorales, Phycomycetaceae. Bases 58 to 381 code for a protein of 107 amino acids. Gene Ontology annotation, molecular function: structural constituent of ribosome. Gene Ontology annotation, cellular component: ribosome; cytosolic large ribosomal subunit. The record is from RefSeq and is a predicted model, not a curated record. Gene Ontology annotation, biological process: cytoplasmic translational elongation.
AUCUCUUGAAGAGUUAAACGUUACUUGCGCAAUCAAACCUAUUCUUCGACAGUCAUCAUGAAGUAUCUCGCUGCUUAUCUUCUUCUCGCUUCCGGUGGUAAGGCUUCCCCCACCGCCAAGGACAUCACCACCCUUUUGGGUUCCGUCGGUGUCGAGGCCGAGCAGGAGCGUGUCGCUUCCUUGAUCAAGUCUCUCGAGGGCAAGUCCGUUGACGAGCUCAUUGCCGAGGGUAAGGAGAAGAUCGCUUCCGUCCCUACUGGUGGUGUUGCCGCCCCCGCCGCCGGUGCUUCCGGUGCUGCCCAGGAAGAUGCCAAGGUUGAAGCUGCCGUUGAGGAGAAGGAGGAGUCCGAUGACGAUAUGGGCUUUGGUCUCUUUGAUUAAACGUAGCUUAAAUCAAAUUAAAUUCCUUCCUUCUAAUCUCUUCUUGAUUAAAAUAUUGGAAUCUACC